AUGGACGCCGACGACAUUGGCGCCAGCUCGACACAGCCCAACUCGUCAAGAAGCACCAUGACUGACACCACUCUGAAUGGAGACGUUCCGAUGAUGGACACUACUGCGACUGCAACUGACGAUCCACUCUACCUCUUCGGUCGCAAAGGCCGCGAAUUGAUCCAGGCAGUGCAGAAGCUGCAAUGCUUGGGCAUCGAUACGACCUUGCCUUCACUACCAAAGGUCGUCGUUAUUGGCGACCAAUCUGCUGGCAAAUCCUCCAUUAUCGAAGCGAUCAGCGAUAUCACGUUGCCGCGCAGUGAGGGGACUUGUACCCGCUGCCCAUUCAGAAUAACAACGCACGCGUCUCAGGAAGGCGACCCGGAAUGGAGCUGCACGAUCUCGUUGCAAUGUGAAUCCUACCGUCUGCCAGGGGUCGCCAACGGCCAGAGCGAGUUCGACGGUUGGGCUAAAUACGGCCAGAUGGACAUUGUGCAUUUUGCCAAAAUUACAAGCAAGACCGAUCUCGAACUUACACUUCGACGAGCACAGGCUGCAAUGCUCAACCCGUCUAAGAGCUGGCGUCACUUCAACGAGCUAUCCGCAGAUGAGCUCGACAAUACCAAAUAUCAAGUCGACUUCUCGCCAAACGUCAUCUCUCUGGAGAUCACGGCUCCUAAAUUGCUUGAGCUGUCGUUCUACGACCUCCCAGGCGCCAUCAAUGUCAUGCUUGACGAGGCGCAGGACUAUAUUUCGGAAUUUGUGGAGACUCUCUUGAAGUUGUAUUUAAACGAUGAUCAAGCUUUGGUGGUCAUCGCUUGCCCUGCUAAUCAGGACGUGGAAACCGGCACAGCAAUGAAAUACCUGCGCAAGUGCAAGGCCGCUGGCCGGGCAAUUGGCGUUCUCACAAAGCCAGACCUCGUCGACAUCACGCCGACUCGCCUAGCGAGUUUUGAGAAAAUGCUUUCUGGCAAUGGGUUUCGUCUGGAUGGCGGCUGGUUCAUGUGCAGACAGCUAUCGCAGAGACAGCUAGACCAAGCCGCACGCCCGACGUACGAUGAAGCACGGGCUCAGGAAACCAACUUCUUCUCAUCAGAUCCAUGGACUACGCGACUUGCAGCCUACCAAGACAGAUUCGGAAUAGCAAAUUUCCAGAAGGCUGUUGCAAAGAGACAUAUCCAGCGCAUACUGGAUAGUCUUCCAACCAUAGAGCACCGCCUUCGGGAGAGACUGAACGAAGUCGAGAAGGAGCUCAUGCGUUAUCCAGAAAAGCCCGUGCAGCCGGGUCUCGAAAUCAUGGCCGACAUCAGGAACGUCGUCAAUGCAAUCAUGGCAAAGUGCAGCGCUGAGUCAAAAGAGUCAGCAUUCCGAGCAAAUCAAAUCGCCAACAACAAGAGCCUGGCGAAGCAGCUUCAAAAUGCGGCUCCCACAGUGAUUCUCUCAACUCCGGGAUAUGAAAAGCCUCCCAUUCCUGUAGACGACGACUCAGAGGAAAUGGAUGAGACGCCGUCAAAGCGCUCAAGGAUGAAUAAUGGCCGGGCCAGCAGCGUGACACCCCUGCGAACUGCAUCGAACGCUAGAGGUACGCCUUUUCGCACUCCACUGGCGCCUGGCGGAAAGCGAAAGACUGUACAACCUCCACCACAGACUCCAGGAUUCAAGACGGUCUUUCGCUUGGACGAUGUCAAAAAGCGCUUCGAUCGCACGCCAAGUGCAAGCUUGCCGGAUGGCGUGGACGCUAGAAUUACCCAUGAUCUGGCGAAGGAAGCCACUAGCUGUUUCAGCAACCUAACGCAACGAGCCUUGGACAAAUUUGAGACUCUCGCAAUUCAAAUGCUGGACGAUAGUGUCGCGGAGUCGAUUGCGAAGCGGCAAGGGACCGAGCUGUUCAAUGCAGUAUCCUCCAUUCUGCGCGCUUUGUUGGCCGAGCUGUUUCAGAAAGAGGUGGACAAUCUACACCAUCACAUCUGCUGUCUUACGCAUAGGCCAAUCUCAUACGGCAAAGAUUGGUGGACAGAGACCAGAGAGGCGCACCAUACGAAGCUUCGGGAAGGCCGCGACGUACAGCGUGUUCUGGAGUACUUCGAAACUCUGGAGUCUCAGAGAAUAAAGGUUCCAGCAGCUAUCGAAGACCGCAAGAAAAAGGCCUUGGAUGCCGCUUGGGUGAAGGCUACCAUUGACUCCCCUUCAUAUGCUAGGGAGUUGAAAGAGCUCGCGAUUCCCCUAACCUUCUACGAUCUGGCUUCCGGACAACUCGUCGACACUGUUGCUCGCCAUCUCGACUACUUGAUUUACCAAAUCCAGUCCAGAGUAGAUCGAGAGCUGAGCGUCGGUCUUAGACCAGAUGAGCCUGAGCGUGCAGCUAUGCUUUUGGUCGAGGAUCCUCAGCGCGAACUCAAGCGCAACGAGUUGGAGUCUGAGAAGAACAGACUCGAAGAGGCACUCGACGAGCUCAAGGUCCUGUCGACCACAGAGACUUGAUCAUCUUCAUCAGUCGCAGACACAUCGAAGAUUGCUCUUGGGAAAUUGCGAAUGGGUAACGUGAGAAUUGGUGCAAGGAAGAAGGAUAGAUUUGCGGCGAUCACACAUUGCGGGCAAAUACACUACAUGGAGAGCGACAAACAACGCAAGACUUGCUGCGACUUGCAGCAAUUGAGAGAGCUUUCGCUGAGCG
This is a messenger RNA of Cercospora beticola, 2653 nucleotides long. RefSeq lists its product as uncharacterized. Gene Ontology annotation, molecular function: GTP binding; microtubule binding; GTPase activity. Gene Ontology annotation, cellular component: membrane; cytoplasm; microtubule. The record is from RefSeq and is a predicted model, not a curated record. Lineage: Eukaryota; Fungi; Ascomycota; Dothideomycetes; Mycosphaerellales; Mycosphaerellaceae.